Molecule: messenger RNA, 2673 nt
Organism: Microsporum canis CBS 113480
Lineage: Eukaryota; Fungi; Ascomycota; Eurotiomycetes; Onygenales; Arthrodermataceae
Product: Atg13p
Exons: 4
Coding region: 1-2673 (890 amino acids)
Biological process (GO): protein localization to phagophore assembly site; mitophagy; autophagosome assembly
Cellular component (GO): cytosol; phagophore assembly site; extrinsic component of membrane
Source: RefSeq, a predicted model, not a curated record
AUGCAUCAACGACCGCGGCCAGCGUCUCGUCCGGCCCCGGAGGCCCCCAGUCCUUCGAUACCGCCGGAUGGAAAACAGCUCUCUGAGAGACAGGCACAGGACCAGGUCACCAAGCUCAACCAGAUCAUUCAGAACUACCACACGAAAGCUGCACUGAUUAUUCUUCACUCGAGGACGGUUUUGCGGCCAAUCUACAAAGACGGUGUCAAGAGAGUAAACAAAUGGUUCAAUGUCGAGGUAGAUGACACGGACACAUUGCGAGAAGACCUCGCCCAAUGGCGGAACUGUACCACUACCGACAGACGGCCGGAGCCCCUCGUCAUCGAAACUUUCAUCGAUGCCUCACAGCUCCAGAAGCAUGAGGAACUGGUCAUCUUGGACGAAUAUGGUAAACGAUGGGACGUUCUUGAGGCUCUUUCCGACAUUCCUGGGGGUCCAGAGAAGAAAAGUAGGGCAAGGAAUGAACAUCGAAUUCUACCCGCAAGCAAGUGCCAGCAUGGCAGCCCAUCAGAUACGCUGACCAUCCCUCUACACGAUGGCAGCGGUGAUGCAGCUGAAAACUACUCGUUUGGCGUGACGGAGUCCCCUGCUGGACCACUCUCGAUCCGAGUGACUUAUCGUGCAAACUGCGAAUUCCGCAUCGAUGAUUCUGAGACAAUGCUCAGCUCUCGAUUUAUGGGUGUAGAUGAUGAAUUGUUCCGUCCUUCUCUGCCAACAGAGAAUGACCGUGGUGACCAUCGAACCCACAAUGUAGAUGUUGGUUCCCUUCCAGCUAGGCAUAGGACAUCACAUAAUCCAGACCUCAGCCAAGCGUAUGGCAGCAUGUCUACUUUCCACCGUGCUGAUCCAAACAUCAAAGGAAGCCCCAUAUCUGCCCUCCGUGCGGCUCGAGAUAUCGGUGGCUCGCCGUCUUCCCCGACAUUCAUGCCAUCGCCCAAACUUGGCCACGCACGACUUGCCUCACUUUCAGGAGAAGAUGGACACACACGGCAACGCAGGCCGUCAGUUUCUUACCAGCCCUUCAAGGCUCCGCCAUUGUCUGCUUCACCGGGUCCCAGCGCCGCGCGUAGUCCAUCAACUCGGGAACCUCUGAGUAUAAACGUCAAUACAAGUCAGAAUAUCCAGCCCACUCCGUCUCCUAGAAAGAUACCUACCUCAUCCACCCGCCCUCUGUCAGCGCAUAUUUUACCCGACCAAGCCGUCUUUUCAUCGAUGUCUGCAUCACCCAAGCAAGCGCCUAUCUCGCGGUACAGCAGCUCCUUCAGCCAUCGACGCGGUCGUCUCUCUACUGGCGGAGGAAGCAAGACCGAAGAAGAUAAUAACUCUAGUGGUAAAGCAAGCAUAAGUUCAUCGUCAGCUGCGGCAGUGGGACAGCGAGACUCAGCAUCAGGUGUUUUCCCCGUCAUCGAUACGGAUGAAGAUAACAUAUCUGAUUUCCUCAAGUUGUUGGACCAGCGGAAAGAUUUACUUUCUAACGGCCCCGAUGGCUCGACCUUCGAUCCGGCAUCGAGCAGGCGAACUACCACAGCAACAUUAUCCAGGUUCCAGAAGAUGAAGGACGCUAAUACAGCUUUAUCGGAUUCGAUGACUUCCUCUCUCUUACUACAUCGAUCAAACAUUACCUCGUCAUCCAACAAACAGCUUCCACCAGCCUCAACGAGCAGCCCCGUUGCUACGGCCAUACCGAGCUCUGUACCCAGCGGCGUCUCAGGCUCUGUAUCCUCCUCUCCAGGCAAAGCUAUCUCUCCACAUACACCCCAUACCCCGGCUGUCCCUUCCCGGCUCAGCUCAAACAGUGUAAUCGAAUACCCUAGCCCUGAUGACCCGGGCCACAUCAUUACCAAUACUGCCCGUUCUCGCCGUGCGCCCCGUUAUGAUUCUCCACUAGGUGAAGCGUCUGAGCCUGAGCCGGAACCUGAAGCGAGGCCUCAAUCGCAAACGACUACAACAGCUAAUGCGAUUGAUAUACCACUACCUGUAUCUCCUCAUCACCCUCACCACCGCAGCGGGGCAUUUAUCCCUAGCUACCGUCGUUCCAGCUCAGCUGCUCAUCGUCGUACUAGCACUGCGAAUUCAAACAAUACCGCAACAGGAGAUGAAGACGUUCCUGACUUCUUGCCUUUUCCUACUACAACUAGGAGUAUCAGUUUAGGCGCUCAGGACAGAUCCCCGCCAUCUAUCAGCGAGUUGCUGCAGGCUCCUAGUCCGGACUUAGAGAAUCAGCCUCUAGUGUCUUCCGCAAUCGACAGGCGUGAGAACGAAAGCCCCCAGCCUGAGGGUAGUGCAAAUGAUAGAACAACCCCCCGUUAUCAGCCUCGCUUUACUCAAGUACACGAUCGAGAGUCACAAGGACACACCUCGCACACACAUGCACGACGAGCUAGCACAAGACGCUUCAGCACCGCUCGCUCACCUUGGGUUAAUACAAACCCGGCAUCCAGCUCCAAUCCCCAUGGCAAUGGAAUCAUGGAUGAAGACGAGCCACUCCUAUUCACAAUGUCUGAUUUCGGAGCCGGUGUCAACCAACGUACAACUACCGAAGGCAAUGCCCUGGAAUCAAGGAGAGGGCGAGACACGCGCCGAGACCGUGAUCGAGAACGAAACCGAGAGAGUGAUGGUGGCGGCUCUGGCUCUGGUGGUGGGAAUCCCUGCUCAUUUCACCCCUGGGAUUAA